Molecule: messenger RNA, 1977 nt
Organism: Theobroma umbraticum
Lineage: Eukaryota; Viridiplantae; Streptophyta; Magnoliopsida; Malvales; Malvaceae
Product: auxin-responsive protein IAA26-like
Biological process (GO): regulation of DNA-templated transcription
Cellular component (GO): nucleus
Source: RefSeq, a predicted model, not a curated record
UCUAAUUCAUGUUUCCUGUUUUUGGGGUCUUGAGUAAAAGGGAAUCUCUCCUGGUUUUAUCAGCUCUAUUCUCUUUUUAUGCUCCCCUCUUUGUUCUCCACAUCUAAAAAAUCGCCUUCCUAUCAAGUCCUAGACAAGAGAUAGAAAGAGAAAGGGAAAGCAAGAAGAACCCACUAAGCGUGCAAAAAACCAAAGGAAAAGCUAGAUAAGAACCCACCCUCUUAUCAUAGCUCUCUCUAUACUUUUGCCCUUUGAGUUGUUAAAAACACUUUGUUCUUUUCGGGGUUUCCCUUCUCUUGGUGGGGUUUCUAUUUUAAAGAAGUGUUUUUUAUAUUGCGUUUUUUGGUGAGGCUUUUUCAGUUUAAAGGAGUUGGUUUUAGGGAAUUUAAUGGUUAAGACUCUCUAAAGCUGGACAACCUCUUUGCGUUGGUAGCUAACAUCUUGAGAGUUGUAUGACUUCUUCCUUACAGGGUUUUUCAUAGCCAGAAAGUUUGCUGAUUUCUAGAUGUGGGUCUUCAUUGUUUUGAGCUCUGGUUGAGUGAUUCCUUUCAAGUUUGUUGCUAGUUCUUGGUCUUCAAAUUUACAGAGAAAAAGGUGAUCUUUUUGGGUUAGCAGCAUAUCUAUUCCAUCCGGUUAAGGAGAUGGAGAGCGGUUGCUUGAAGAAUGGUGAAGCAUGUCCUCAACUUCUUGAUUUGAUUCCUCAACAAAGACAGUGGCAUAUGAAGAGAGAAGAUGAGAGAAGGCGUGGAUCCUCAGAGGAGAAGAAGCUGGAACUGAGGCUUGGACCCCCAGGUGAAGAUAACUGGUCCAUCAAAAUAGACGCCACCAAAAGCAACAACAAAGAAAGAGAUGAGUCUUUGCUCUCACUUGGGUACUUCUCUUCAAUGAACAGCAAUGCAAAACAGACGCAUACAUUUCCAACUCCAGAGGACCACCCGGUUGGGUCAGUUUUAUCCUCUCCAUGGGCAAAUACCCACCAGCAUAACCAUCAACCGCAGACAAAGCCUCCUUCAUUUCUUCAGUUCCCAUCAACAGCCCCACAGACCUUGCCUGUUAUAGCAAAGGAAUCGUCACAGCCCUGUUGCACUAAAGCAGUAGAUUUGCAUAAUGCAGAGAGAACAGCAUUUUCACCGCCUCCUGCCAAUACAUCUGUGCUUCUCAACAGUUCUCAGAAAAGAACUGCCCCUGGUCCAGUUGUGGGUUGGCCUCCGAUUCGUUCUUUCAGGAAAAAUCUUGCAAGCAGCAGCUCUUCGAAACUAGCUUCUGAAUCACCAAGUGUGGUCGCUCACAAGGUUGCUAAUGAAAAAGCAGCAGCUGAACCUACUGGUAAAGGCCUAUUUGUGAAAAUCAACAUGGAUGGAGUUCCCAUCGGAAGGAAAGUGGAUCUCAAAGCCUAUGACAGCUAUGAAAAACUGUCAACUGCUGUUGAUGAACUCUUCAGAGGCCUCCUUGCAGCUCAAAGAGAUUCCUGUGCUGGUGGAAUAGUGAACAAGCAGGAGGAAGAGAAAGUGAUUACAGGCGUAUUGGACGGAAGUGGGGAAUAUACACUAGUUUAUGAGGAUAACGAAGGAGACAGGAUGCUUGUUGGGGAUGUCCCAUGGCACAUGUUUGUAUCAACAGUGAAGAGGCUGCGCGUGUUGAAGAGCUCCGAACUAUCUGCGCUUAGCCUCGGAAGCAGUAAGCAGGGAAAGAUGCCCGCUUGACUUUGCGUCUGAAAACAUGAGAGUUUUCAGCUGAAGAUUCUCCAACCAAAGUUUGAAGAAAAGAACUUGGAAUUAUGUUCACGUUUUGACAUUUUGGUCCCCUCCUUUUGCAUGGAACUUGUUGCACUCACAGUAUAUAUAUCUAUCUAUCUAUAUAUAUAAGUAGUUUUAUGUGUAAUUUUUGACAUCUUUCCCUUUGUUUAACAUGCUCCUUUCUACAUUAUUGUCAUUUAGAACGAUGCUUAAAUAGCGAUAUCUUGAGUUUGAUGUGUAA